Molecule: messenger RNA, 1329 nt
Organism: Arachis duranensis
Lineage: Eukaryota; Viridiplantae; Streptophyta; Magnoliopsida; Fabales; Fabaceae
Exons: 5
Coding region: 1-1329 (442 amino acids)
Source: RefSeq, a predicted model, not a curated record
AUGGUGAAAUCAGAGAGGUUAAAAUUCUUUAGGUGUAAACAACCAAAGUUGAGGGUUGAUAAAAAUAAGUGUCUGCAUGAAAGUCUUAUAAAUGGGGAUGUAGAUGCUACCAAAAGAAUCAUUCUUCCCAGUACUUUUAUCGGUGGACCUAGAUAUGCAGGAUAUCCUAGCUAUUUUAUCACCAUGACCUGUAACCCUGAAUGGGACGAGAUAAAAAGAGAAGUGACUCCCAUUGGAUUGAAGGCAGAAGACCGUCCUGAUAUAUUAUGUCGAGUUUUCAAGAUUAAACUUGAUGGUUUGAUUGUUGACCUAAAAGAGGAAAAAAUCUUUGGCAAACUUUUGGGAUACGUUUACCCUGUAGAGUUUCAAAAGAGAGGGCUUCCGCAUGCAUAUAUCCUUUUAUUCAUGAGUAACGACUUCAAGCCACAAAUACCAGAUGACAUAGACAAACAUAUAACAGCUGAGAUUUCUGAUGAAAAUGAAAGGCCAAAUCUACAUGGAGCUUUUCAAAAUUACAUAGUACAUGGUCCAUGUGGUCUGUACAAUAAUUCACCUUGCAUGAAGAAUGGAUCCUGUUCAAAGUUCUAUCCUAAAGAGUUUAGACAGCAAACACUCAUUGAUGAGGCCGGAUUUCCUAAAUAUAGGCGUACUGAUAAUGGUCAAACAGUGAAGAAAAGGGAAUGUGUACUAGACAAUAAGUUCAUUGUUCCAGAUAAUCCAAAAUUGUUGCUCAAGUUCGGGUGCCACAUAAAUGUGGAAUACACAUACCAAACAAGUUCUAUUAAGUAUCUGUUUAAGUAUGUACACAAGGGUAAUGACUGCAUAACAGCUACUCUAUACAAUGCUGGUGAUACGUCAGAAGCCACACAAGUUGUUGACAAAAUUAGGAAUUACUACGAUUGUAGGAAUAUUUCGGCAUAUGAGCAACUUGUGGUUUAUGGUGAAACUUCUAAUAUGAAUGAUAUCGUAGAAAGAGCAAUAUCUCAUAAGUCCAUGUUUUUGGGAUGGAUGGCGGCAAACAUGUCAUAUCCUUAUGCUCGAAGUCUAACUUAUGCUGAGUUUUCAACCAAGUUUGUUUGGAAGGACGAUUCUUCAAAGUGGUUUUCUCGAAAGAAAGGCUUCACAAUUGGAAGGUUGACUCAUGUACCUGCAGACAAGACCUUACAUUCCUAUGGUAAAACCUUGAAAGACUAUCCUCCUAUGCCUUUAGCAACUGAAGUUGAUAGUUCUUUGUUAACCGAAAGGGUUAUUAGGGAAGAGCUAAACUUUAAUAGGGAUGAUUUAAAGAAAAAUGUCUCAGACAUGUUAGCCAUUGCAAUACCUGAGUAG